CCACGUGAAUUAGAUAUAUAACUAGUUACGGUUCUGCAGCUUAUCAGAGUGAAACGCACGGGCGGUUUUGGAGAACAAGACAGUUAGAGGAAUCAAACUAUCAUUUGGAUUACUAAUAUUUUUAUCCGAGCUGAAAUUGAACGGAUCCGCACACAACAAUGGGGUUCGUUUUACUGAUGUGUUCUUGUAAGAGGUACGUGCUGCUCUUUGUGUUUUUUUCCUUUGUUCAUCGAGCACCUGCUUCAGUCACACAUUAUUCAAUUCCUGAAGAAAUGAAGGAAGGAUCAAUAGUUGCCAACAUUGCCAACGAUCUGAGCUUGGAUGUUAAAACACUAAACAAGAGGAAAAUGCGGCUGGAUAUAAUUGCAAACAAGCGAUAUUUGGACGUGAGAAGGGACACUGGUGAACUGUAUAUUGUAGAGAAAAUUGACAGGGAAAUUCUUUGUCCGAGCAAGUCAUCAGCUUCUUGUUAUCUAAAACUAGAGGUGAUUUUAGAAAAUCCCGUGCGAAUUUUUAACAUCGAGGUGGAAGUAAUGGAUAUGAAUGACAACGCCCCUCAAUUUAGGAGAGACGUCAAUCAUUUGGACAUAUCCGAAUCAACACCGAAAGGAGAUAGAUUCUCUCUCAGCAAUGCAGUUGAUCCGGAUGUUGGAAGUAAUACAGUAAAAACGUACAGUCUAAGUGAAAGUGAGCAUUUUGGCAUUGAAAUUCAGACUGGAAGGGAUGGGUCCAAAUUUGCUGAAUUAAUACUGAAAGAGAUGUUAGACCGAGAGAAUCAGGCUGUCCACAAUUUAAUGUUGACGGCAGUAGAUGGUGGCAAACCUCCACGUUCUGGGACGGCCAGAAUUAUUGUUCAAGUGUUAGACACAAAUGAUAAUGCGCCACUGUUUGACAAAUCUGUUUACAAUGUUAAAAUAAUGGAAAAUUCCCCGAUUGGAAGCCUUGUUAUUGAUCUAAAUGCUACUGAUUUGGAUGAGGGCUCAAAUUCGGAUUUAACAUAUACGUAUAGUUUAUACACACCAGAGAAAACACAAGACACUUUUAAUUUGAAUCCUUCUACUGGCGAGAUUACUGUUAAAGGAAUGCUGAAUUAUGAAGAUUUUAAGAUUUAUGAUAUGGAAGUUAUAGCAGCAGACAGAGGUGUCACUAGUUUAUCAGGGCAAUGUACGAUCAAAAUUCUAAUUGAGGACAUGAAUGACAACCAUCCAGAAAUCUCCAUCAAAUCUUUUCAUACUCCCGUGAGUGAAAACAUUGAUGUAGACACAGUGAUAGCGGUGGUCAGCGUGAGUGAUAAGGACUCGGGAAAUAACGGAGUGGUGGACCUUCACAUUCCACAUAAUAUGCCUUUCACACUGAAGGAGUCUCCCGAUAACUAUUAUAAAUUAGUAGUUUCCGAGCCAUUGGACCGCGAGAAGGUUCCGGAAUACGAAAUCACCUUCACUGUUACUGACAGGGGCUCCCCUCCUUUAAGUGACAAUGAAACCAUGACUUUGCAGCUGCUGGAUGUAAAUGACAAUGUCCCACACUUCCCUCAGUCCUUUUACACCAUCCGCGUGAUGGAGAAUAACGCACCAGGCGCCUUGCUCAGUUCCCCCAGCGCAUUUGACCCUGACCUGCACGAGAACCAGUACCUGGUUUACUUCAUCUUGGAGAAGGAGAUCGCCAACACCUCCAUGUCCAUGCUGUUCUCCAUCAACCCAGAGAAUGGGAACCUUUACGCACUCAAGACAUUUGACUAUGAGAUGGAGAAGGAGUUCCUCUUCCACAUCGAGGCCCGAGACUCGGGUUCUCCUCCGCUCAGCAGCAACGUCACGGUCCACAUCAUCAUCGUGGAUCAGAACGAUAACGCCCCCGUGAUCGUCUCUCCGUGGCGAGCGCACGGCUCGGUGGUGGAGGAGAAGAUCCCCAGAUCCACCGACAAAGGCUCUCUGGUGGCCAAGGUGAUCGCCUUGGACGUGGAUUCUGUGCACAACUCUCGCGUCACCUACCAGUUCCUGCAGGUGACGGACGCCUCCUUGUUCAGUCUUGACCAGUACAACGGCGAGAUCCGCACAAUGAGGAUGUUCAGCUACAAGGAUUCACGCCACCAGAGACUGGUUGUGGUAGCCAAGGACAAUGGGGAACCGGCUCUCUCUGCAACAGUCACCAUCAAGCUCUCCACGGUGGAGACGGCCGUCAAGGCCUACUCGGACAUGACCGAGGUGCCUCUGGAAUACGACAUCUUCUCAGACCUCAACUUGUAUCUGGUCAUUGGUUUGGGCUCUGUGUCCUUCCUGCUGCUCAUCACCAUCUUGGUCACCAUCGUGCUCAAGUGUCAGAAGGUCAAGCCCAGCAAAUCGGCGCCUCCCUGCAGGAACAGCGUGAUCAGCGAGAGGAACUCCACCAUCGCAGAUUCCACUCUGGUGUCCAACGAUGCCUACUGGUACAGUCUCUUUCUGGCCGAGACCAGGAAAGGAAAGCUGGUGGUCAGGCAGCCUAUGCCGAAAGGCUCCAGGUACAUCGUGUCCAGUAUUCCCAGGAGUACCGGCGUGUCUGAGACCAGUGGCUCUGCCCCAUCUACCUUGCAGGUAUGA
Syngnathus typhle (broad-nosed pipefish) is the source of this 2573-nucleotide messenger RNA. Its product is annotated as protocadherin alpha-C2-like. Gene Ontology annotation, biological process: homophilic cell-cell adhesion. Bases 159 to 2573 code for a protein of 804 amino acids. Gene Ontology annotation, molecular function: calcium ion binding. The transcript has a single exon. The record is from RefSeq and is a predicted model, not a curated record. Lineage: Eukaryota; Metazoa; Chordata; Actinopteri; Syngnathiformes; Syngnathidae. Gene Ontology annotation, cellular component: plasma membrane.